AUGGAGGAAAAUCAAGCUUUUCCAAAAGUUGAUGUAGAAUAUAAUGGUACUUUUGUGCCUAAUCCAUUAGUGUAUUUUGCUCUAGAAGUACUACGACUGAAUGAAGAUGCAAACGAGUUUGUUUUCUCUGAUUUCAUCAAAUACGUUGAGAAGCUUAUCGAUUUUCAAUGCAAGCAUGUACAUGUGGAUGUGUAUAUUGACCACGAUAAUGAACCUAUAUUUGAGUGGAUUCAGAAAGAAGAACCAGACAAUGAAGAACUUGUAUAUUCAAAAGAAAAUGUCAACUAUGUUUUGGCAGAUGAUGAGAAUUGUGAACAUGAAGAGGAUGAAUUUGUUACAUCAAGCAAAAGAAUCUUCAAAAGAACCUAUAAUGAUAAGUUGUUGAACAAGUUAUGCCUAGUAAUUGUUGCAGAUGAAGAUGAAAAAGGCAAUGAACUUCCAGUUUUCUACCUUAGGCAUGAUGCUACUCAGGAAUGGAGGAAGAUGACGCCUGGACUAGGUAUGAGAUGUCACAACUAG
Lactuca saligna is the source of this 519-nucleotide messenger RNA. The record is from the annotation of a GenBank genome assembly. Lineage: Eukaryota; Viridiplantae; Streptophyta; Magnoliopsida; Asterales; Asteraceae.